This is a messenger RNA of Huiozyma naganishii CBS 8797, 1218 nucleotides long. It is a transcript of the gene RMD1, whose product is annotated as Rmd1p. Bases 1 to 1218 code for a protein of 405 amino acids. The transcript has a single exon. NCBI's taxonomy places the organism in Eukaryota, Fungi, Ascomycota, Saccharomycetes, Saccharomycetales, Saccharomycetaceae. The record is from RefSeq and is a predicted model, not a curated record.
AUGGCCCGUGCAGCGGAGAACGAGCGGGUGCCGCUCGUGGGGGAUACCUCCAGUGCGAAGACGGAUAGAUACGUACCCGGGAGGAAUGUGGGCCCGCAGAGGACGUCGCGGACUGCGCAGAAACUGAAAUUGCUGCCCGAAGAACCCUUCCAGCGGGGCAAUAGUAGUGAUACUGGUACUCGUACUGGCGGCGGUGCAUCCACACUCACGCCAGUUGAUCGGGACGUGUACUCUCAAGUGGACAGGAUUUUGGACAAGCCUGCGAGGAGGGAUGCGGAGAAGCUGGGCAAGGCGCACAGGCAUCUCCUACCGCGUUGUACCGCGUACUGCACGGCGAGUAGUUACAAUAUGCGGGAGCUGAUACGAUGGUUCAAAGAUUCCAAGAAGGUGCACCACACGCACGCGCGGCUGUUUGACGAGUGUUUAUACACGCCCUUCAUGUACACGGAUUGGCGCGGGGACAAGCGGUUUGAGCAUGAGGAUGUGAUCCGGCUCGAUGCGGAGGGCGGAGAGAUCAACGUAAGCGAUAAACAGCCAGACCUCUUCGUGUUCGAAUACGGUGUUGUGGUCAUGUGGGGGUUUACAGAGCGCGAGGAGAAGGCGUUUUUAAGCGAUAUAGACAGAUUUGAGAAGGAGAAGCUCGCGGACGAGGAUGUCCAGGUCGAGGAGUUUAACUACUACGUGACGCAGUCGUACCAACCGAGGAUCUACAACGAUUUCAUUACGUUGCGAGACGGGUCCAACUACAUGGUAAAGCUAUCGAUAGCACAUGCAAUUGCACAGAGUGUCAAGAUCUCGUUCUUCGAGGAGCUCGUAGACAACACGAUAGAAGACACGCAAGAUAUCCCGCAAGAGAUCGCGCUCAGCGGGAAAGUGUCCAUGACAAAAGAGGAGAUUAUGAAGAGUAUUGGUGAGCUGUUCAUCUUGCGGAUCAACAUCAACCUGCACGGGUCUGUGCUGGACUCUCCAGAGAUUAUGUGGUCCGAACCACAACUGGAGCCCAUCUACCAGGCCACAAGAGGGUACCUCGAGAUCAACCAGCGGGUUGCGCUGCUGAAUCAGCGGCUGGAGGUCAUCUCAGAUUUGUUACAGAUGUUGAAGGAACAACUGGGCCACUCACACGAGGAAUACCUGGAGUUCAUAGUGAUCAUCCUAGUGGGAGUCGAGGUGGUGAUUUCACUAGUCAACGUCUUCUCCGACAUAAUAGCCAACCGUUGA